This is a messenger RNA of Cololabis saira (Pacific saury), 4237 nucleotides long. RefSeq names its product bone morphogenetic protein receptor type-1A-like. The transcript is spliced from 13 exons. Gene Ontology annotation, molecular function: ATP binding; transforming growth factor beta receptor activity, type I; SMAD binding. Lineage: Eukaryota; Metazoa; Chordata; Actinopteri; Beloniformes; Belonidae. Gene Ontology annotation, cellular component: signaling receptor complex; plasma membrane. Bases 485 to 2059 code for a protein of 524 amino acids. The record is from RefSeq and is a predicted model, not a curated record. Gene Ontology annotation, biological process: BMP signaling pathway; cellular response to growth factor stimulus; protein phosphorylation.
CCUCUCCCCCUCAGAGACGAUCUCCGUGUGGAAUCAGAAACCGCGAAUCCUGAUCGACGACGUCGAACUGGAAACUCUGAAAUCUCUGGAAAUACGUAGUUUCUGCGGGGAUUCUGGUUAAAAUCAGCCCGGAGGGUGACUGGGGGAUCGAACCUCCACCCGGGGGACACUUUACCCCCGUAUUUACCCUCACAGAACCGAAGGUGGUCAUGGUGAUCUGAUCCGUCUCUCAUGGAUCCUUCAGCUGAUCCUCCCUUCACUGAACCCUGGAGUCACCAGUCAGGGGUUUGGACCCAGAGACCCAGUGAGACGGACCAGAUAUUGUGAUACCAGCCUGAGAACCAGAACCCGUCGUCCCUCCGUCUGAAGGUUCUCCAGGACCGGGUCGUCCUCCAGGACCGGGUCGUCCUCUGGGCCAGAACCUGCCGUCUAGACGGCUCUGCUCCGGCCCGGUUCUGGUUCUGAGUCAUCGUCCCGCUGCAGGAUGGCAGGUCUUUGCUGUCUGGCUGUGACGGCUGCUCUGCUGCUUUUACCCAGAACUGAUGCUGCGGGCCAGAACCCGGACCACGUCCUGCAGGGGACCGGGGUGAAACCCGAGGCCCGCUGGCCCAGUGAGGACUCCACGGUGGCCCCGGAGGAUCUGCCCCGGUUCCUCAGCUGCUACUGCUCCGGUCACUGUCCUGAUGACAGUACCAACAACACCUGCUGGACCAACGGCCAGUGCUUCGCCAUCAUCGAGGAGGACGACCUGGGAGAAGUUCUGCUCACCUCCGGCUGCAUGAAGUACGAGGGGUCCGACUUCCAGUGCAAGGACUCUCCCAAGGCCCAGACCAGGAGAUCCAUCGAGUGCUGCAACACGGACUUCUGCAACCGGGACCUGCAGCCCACGCUGCCCCCGGAGGACCCCUCGGAGGGAAGCCCCCACUGGCUGGCCUUCCUCAUCUCCAUGACGGUCUGCUGCUGCACGCUGGUCUGUGUCACCGUCGUCUGCUACUACAGGUACAAGUGGCAGGCGGAGCGGCAGCGUUACCCCAAAGAUCUGGAGCAGGAGGUUUUCAUCCCGGUUGGAGAAUCUCUCAGAGACCUGAUCCACCAAUCACAGAGCUCCGGCAGCGGCUCGGGGCUCCCCCUGCUGGUCCAGAGAACCAUCGCUAAGCAGAUCCAGAUGGUGCGUCAGAUCGGUAAAGGCCGGUACGGGGAGGUCUGGCUCGGCCGCUGGAGGGGAGAGAAAGUGGCCGUGAAGGUUUUCUUCACCAGGGAGGAAGCAAGCUGGUUCAGAGAGACGGAGAUCUACCAGACGGUUCUGAUGAGACACGAGAACAUCCUGGGCUUCAUCGCGGCCGACAUCAAGGGCACCGGCGCCUUCACGCAGCUCUUCCUCAUCACGGACUUCCACGAGCACGGCUCCCUGCACGACUACCUGAAGCUGACCACGCUGGACACGGCGGCGCUGCUGCGGCUCGCCUUCUCGGCCGCCUGCGGCCUCUGCCACCUGCACACGGAGAUCUACGGCACGCAGGGGAAACCGGCCAUCGCCCACCGCGACCUGAAGAGCAAGAACAUCCUCAUCAAGAAGAACGGAACCUGCUGCAUCGCUGACCUGGGGCUGGCCGUCAAGUUCAACAGCGACACCAACGAGGUGGACGUCCCCCUCAGCACCCGCGUGGGGACCCGGCGCUACAUGGCCCCUGAAGUUCUGGACGAGUCGCUGAACAAGAACCACUUCCAGGCUUACAUGAUGGCCGACAUGUACAGCUACGGCCUGGUGGUGUGGGAGAUGGCCCGGCGCUGCGCUACGGGGGGCCUGGCGGAGGACUACCAGCUUCCCUACUACGACCUGGUUCCGUCUGAUCCGUCCUACGAGGACCUGCUGGAGGUCGUCUGUGUGAAGGAGCUGAGACCAACGCUGUCCAACCGCUGGACCGGGGACGAGUGCCUGCGGUCGUUGCUGAAACUCAUGUCCGAGUGUUGGGCCGUCAACCCGGCGUCCCGUCUCACCGUCCUGCGGGUCAAGAAGACGCUGGCCAAGAUGGUGGAGUCGCAGGACAUCAAGAUCUGACCAGGACCCUGAAGGGGGCCGGAGGACCGGACUGGAGAACCGGACCGGAACCAGGACCCGCUCUGGAGGGGGCGGAGCCAGGACCCGGGACUCCGCCUCCUCCUCCACCGCCGGCGCCGCCACGCUUUCUGUGAAAGCCAAACAAACUAUGCUAGUCAAGUGGGAGGGAAGGGGGCGGGGCCAAGGGAGAUAAGCCCCGCCCCCUCGGGAAGAAGCCCCGCCCCCAGCAGCCUCCUCUCCAGGACUGAGUUGCUGCCAUCCGGACCCGAGUCCUGAUUCUGGUCCUGACCUGGACCCGAGUCCCUGUAGCUCCUAGAAUGUAGUAAUUUCCUGAAAAUGUAAUAAAACCCAAUAAUGUAAUAAAAUAUCCUGACUGAUAUUGUAAUAACAUUUUUACCGACAAUAUAAUACCUUAUUACUUUAUUGGGAAUUUAUUACAUGGAACUCAAAGUCGGAAAUUUAACCCAAUAUUCAUUCUGGUGUUUAAAUCCAGCGUAUAAAACAUUAUUAGAUAAUUAAAACACAAAAUGUAGAACUCUGGACUGAAAAUUAACAUAUAUAUUACAUUAUUUGUCAAGUAUUACAUUAUCAGUUUUGGAAGAAAAAAAAGACCCACCUGAAAAUGUAAUAAAUUCCCAAUAAUGUAAUAAGGUAUUACAUUAUCGGUAAAAAUGUUAUUACAAUAUCAGUCAGGAUAUUUUAUUACAUUAUUGGUGAAGUUAUUACAUUAUUGGAUUUUAUUACAUUUUCGAAUGAGUUAAGUGCUAAUUUUAUUACAUUUCCAGACUUUAUUCCAUCACAGGAGCUACAGUUCCCCCUAGUUAACCAACGGUACUAUUCUCAUGUGAAUCUAAUGUGUAAAUAAAGUUCGGGCUACGCCGCCGCUAGGCUAGGCUAAGCCGCUAUGCUAGGCUACGCUAGGCCGAGGACCUGGACCCGAACCCGUCACCGUGAAGCCCCUCCCCCGGGGUGGUUGCCAUGGAGACGUCUGCCGUCCUGUUGGACCGUCUGUCCACUUCCUGUCCGUCUGCCUGUCGUCACGGAGCGUCUCAUUGGCCGGGGCUGCUGCUGGUGGGCGGAGCCUAGUCCUCGUAGCUCCUCCCACCGAGGCUCGGCCCGUCCAAUCAGAGCGGCGCUUCAUUUUAAUUGUUGACUUUUUGAUUCUCAUUUAUUCAGAAAUUUAAAGACGAUUUUUCGCUGAAAAAAACUGGAAGUUCAUGUUACACGCAGCAAGGGGGCGGAGCUUAUGUGUGGCCCCGCCCACCCGGCCUGCGGCGGUCACAGGCGGAGGAACCGGAACCAGAACCAGAGGAACCGUAGGAACCAGAACCAGAGGGAACCGGUUCCAAAGUUGGUGUGAAACCUGGAAGAGAAAAAUGUUUUUUUUUUGUUUUAUUUUUUACCUUUUGGAGGUUUUUUAUCGUCACCAGAUGUGGAGUUCACCGUGUUGCCAUGGAAACGUCAUUUAACGGUUUAAUCAGCUGUUUGGUCUGUUUUAUUUUAUUUCUUUAUUGAACAAACGUGAACAACGGAAGAGAUUUAAGUCGUUUGUCGUAAAUGUUGAACUUUGAAGGUUCUGACCCAAGUGGCAUUUUAUGUCUCCAUGGAAACGGGAUUUCUGAUAACUGAUCGGACCUGAAAAUGCAAAAGUAUCGAAUUAUAUUAUCUAUAUAUAUAUAUAUAUAUAUAUAUAUAUAUAUAUAUAUAUAUAUAUAUUAUGUGAUAAACUGCAGAUGGAGGCGGGUUCGGACCCUCGUCAUUCAUGACGUCACGCACAUUCAGAAGUGAAACGACAUCACAUAACAAACAUUUAAAUUCAUUUAAGUUUAUUUUUAUUUCCAAACUUCUGAACCACAAAGUCUUGCUAGAACCUUAAAACCUGAGAAACGUGUUCUGGUUCCACCGCCUGUAGCCGGCCGCUCCGCGGUCAUGUGACCCGCCUCCCAGCGUCGCCGUGGUAACCCUCACCUCUGAGCGUUGCCGUGGUAACCUGGUAACCCUCCGAUCCGGGGCGUUGCCAUGGUAACCCUCACCUCUGAGCGUUGCCGUGGUAACGGCGCCUGUCCCCCGUCAUGUUUCAGUGUUUGUUAUUUUGUACAGCAUCCGGUCUUGGAGCCUCAAACUCAGUAAACCGUCUGUUAAUGUACCGAUUUUUAAGUAAAUAACCUUAUUUUAGUA